CUACUCUUAUCUUCAGCGGUGGUUAACGUAGGUCAUCAUAUGUCUAUGUACAACGUGUCUUAUAUGUAAGUGAAGAAAAUAGGAAAACUAUUAGCAAUGGAUUUGAAAUAUACCGUUUUAACGAUUGUUUUUGUCGCGGUUGUACUAGCAAAACUUCCUAAUGUAAAAGCUGAAAAACAAGACAAGAUUGCCGGAGUUGAUACUUUAUACGAAAAUCUAUUAAACCGCUUGGAACAUCUCGAAGCUCGCGAGAAGGUGCGAGAAAAAGAAAAUCAAGAGCUAAAACACCGUGUACAGGCUUUAGAAUCUCUCGCGAAAGAGCAGCAAAUCGAAAUUUCAAACCUAAUUGAAACAGUAGACAAACAAUAUAUUGUAAAUCGACAACUACAAGAUCGUGUGUUAUAUUUAGAAAACCGUGACAAGACACAGGAUAUUUUUCAAACGGACUUUAAACCUCAAAAUGAACGCAGUCAAUCCGUGGAAUGGUUCAUCAGAAAACUGAAGAAACUUUCAACCGGAAGGCUUUAUCACGAGGACCACGGGGAUAAAAAGGAAGCACAGCAUGCUGUUGAAAGGAAAUGUACACAUGCUGACGUUCAACGAAUCAGAAAACGUCAGAACGAGAUUAAUGUAGCGUUUUUCGCCUAUCUAACCAACCACAUAGAAAACCCCGGCGUACACCAGAUUGUUGCGUUUGAUCACGUGACCACGAACAUAGGGAAUGCAUACAAUGCACAUGCAGGUGACUUUAGAGCACCUGUAGCUGGAACAUACGUUUUCGCAACAACUUUAAUGGCUGGAGACAAGAGUUUGACAUACCAUUUCAAAAUCAUGCAUAAUGCGCAAACCGUAUCGAAUAUCUACAUCACAAACGGCGGAACGGGGAGCCAAGAAGUGGUGCUUCAGCUAAAUCAAGGGGACGAUGUUUCAAUCCACAAUAUAGACGGUGGGAAAAAGUUAUAUGGACAUGGCUACAGUACUUUCUCUGGAUUUCUAUUGCAACAAGAUUAUUCAAAUCCAGUAGCAAUUGGCAAAUAAAGAUUCCCGUAUCUUAUAAACAGUA
Molecule: messenger RNA, 1063 nt
Organism: Mercenaria mercenaria
Lineage: Eukaryota; Metazoa; Mollusca; Bivalvia; Venerida; Veneridae
Exons: 3
Coding region: 97-1038 (313 amino acids)
Molecular function (GO): protein binding
Source: RefSeq, a predicted model, not a curated record